UGAUUACGGUUGUGGCUUGUAUUGAAUAAAGCGCCAUCUAUUAAUAUGAUGUUGCGCCACCUAGCAGUAUGAGAUAGACAGCGGAAAAUUUGAGAGCUAUCUUCACUCAACCAUUCCACUGAGCGACCUCGCUAGAGAGACACCUCCGUAGGAUCAGCACCUCCUUUGUAUAUAUUCUUCACUAAGCAAAUAUUCCUAAGUUCUUCCUACUAGACAGAUCCAAUUGGUACAGAUUGUAGUGACAGACUAGGAGCUUUUUGAAGUUUGCAUAGGAGUCCAGACAGUGGAAAUUUAAAGAUGGCCCAGCAGCAACAGUCCAAGAGUAAAGUUCUGGAUGAAUUGGAAAUAUGGAAGAAAUUCCGUGUAUUCCCAGCCAUCCAAGCCGGGGACUUUGUCCAAAAUCUUGUAGAAGCUCUGCCCGGUAAAACUGACAAAAUCCAACAGUCAGUAUUAGACGUAGUGGACUUGUGUAAAAUCCAAAUGGCCAAAGCUAAGAAGAAGGGUGAGUAUUACUCAUGGCUGCGCGAAUUGGCGUCUGAGGUACUCUCCAAGGGGAUUUCCAAUAGAAAUUGGGUGGAAAAACAUAUCUCCAAACUCCCACCUAAUCCUAAGACUGGGAAAUCCAGGAAACCAGUGCGACCCAAACCUAUUGGGGAGCCAAGUGUUUUCUCGGGACCAGUCAGGGAUAUAAGGUUGGGAACUGACCCCACUAUUACCCAAACCUCUUUUGUGGUGUCUGGGGGAGGGGGGACUUCCACACCAGUUCCUUCAACAUCAGCAGAGGCCAUGGAGGUGGACAUCCUGGAGGGGGAGGUCUAUUCUGGGGAGUCUGGCAAUUCUUCGGAAUUGCUUGGAUCCUCAGAUGGAUCUGCUACCAAAGGGAGCCCUAAACCCCGUGAGUCUCCUUUGGAAAAGUCCCCAAGCCUUGUGUAUUCCAUGGAGGGUAGUAGAAGGGCAGCCUUGGCGCGUAUUGCCGCGAAUUUACCACCCCCAUCUUCUGCUUCUGUCUAUGUUAGUACGGGGGAGAAAGCCCAUUCAGUUGGGCAAGUAUCCCAAGCCGGAAAACAAGAGCCUGCCAGUACGGGGGAGAAAGCUCAUUCAGUUGGGCAAGUAUCCCAAACCGGAAAACAGAUUAAAAGGCCAAUUCCAUCCUUAAUGAGCCUCUCCUUCCCUUCCUUGCCUAGUACGGGGGAGAAAGCCCAUUCAGUUGGGCAAGUAUCCCAAACCGGAAAAAGCCUUUCCUUCCCUUCCUUGCCUAGUACGGGGGAGAAAGCCCAUUCAGUUGGGCAAGUAUCCCAAACCGGAAAAAGCAUCAAUCCCUUUUCUGAAUCUGCGAGUACGGGGGAGAAAUCCCAAUCCGGAAAAAGCAGAAAGAAGAAAAGAAAGCCCAAAUCAGCAAAAUCGUCCAAGUCAGGUCAGUCUGUGCAGAAGCCAGCGACUGUGGCUGCAUCUGGGGAAUCUCGGAAACGAGAAUCUCUGAUUGAGUCUGUGGGGGAACCUAGCCUAAAAGUGGCUAAGGUUGAACCCAAAAUGACAAAAUGUCAGGUCCCUGGAUGUAGUGACCCCAAUAUUGAAAGGGGUGCAGUCAAGGUACAUGCUAUGACCCAUAUACCUGAAAUUUUUGACGAGGGUUUGGGUACCAUCCCUGAAAUCGUGGCUCUUAGGGUGAAAGCAUUGGAGUGCGCCACAUCGCUCAUUUUUGGCAUUAAUAAACCUUUACAAAGCCUAUGCGAUUUUAUAUCUGCAUCAGGCGAAAAAUUUGGCCUCAAAAAGAUCAGGGGGUUUGGCGAAGCCCAACGGCAAGCCAUGCAAGCCUUCUGUAAAGAGCUUGGUGUCACUCUGCCCCAGCAAGUAACCUUAAAGCCAGCCAACUCUGUGGGUGCACUUGUACAUUGGCGAGCUGUGCUGAAGCUAGCUUCAUGCAUGAAUCCAGUCCAACGGGAUUUAUGGCUCAAUAAUUUCAAGGUGCCUGCAGGUAUCCAGAGGACAACAGUGGCAGACGUAGUGAUGGGAGUCGGAGUCCAGGCUUUCGAUAGCCAUUUCCACUUGGACAGGACUCUCCAAGCUUAUAAUCUGCCGUCCAAUGGAACCCUGGAGAAUCUGAGGGAGAAAGUUCCUGUGCCAGAGGGUAAGGAGGUCAAUCUGGUGGGUUCGGUAGCGGUGUAUUGUGAUCCGGAGAGGUAUCCAACUCGGAGUGCCUUGCUAACUAAGCCGGAGAACAUGCACAUAGCUAUUGGAUUUCAUCCGAAAAAGGCCAUCCAAUCCCCUGCUUUGCGGGAACAGUAUCUCAAAGACUUCAGGACGUUGGUUAAAGAUUCACAUGUCCAAGCCAUAGGAGAGGUUGGUCUCGAUUUCUCAGAGUCCUCCCAUGUCUGGCAGGAUCAGGAAGAUCUGCUUAAUGAUUUACUGCCCUCAGUAGUUGACAGCAAGGUGUUAGUGCUGCAUUGUCGUGGGAUGGGUAGUGGUGACUGUGUGUAUGCCAUCAGGCAUCUGUUGUCAAUCCUUCAAAGGAACAACAUCCCUGAGCAUCAGCCCAUCCAUUUCCACUGUUUUACAGGGAGCAAGCAGCUCAUGGAGAUGUGGUUGCGUGUUUAUUACAACACGUACUUUGGCUUCACCAGGCUGGUGAAUACCUUCAACAAAUCCCAGUUGGAGGCGGUCAAAGCUGUCCCGGAGUGUAAACUACUCUUGGAAUCUGACGCACCAUAUUUUCAUGCCCAAAACAUCAGGGCUUCUACACCAUAUUUGCUGUUUGAGACAGCGGAAAUCAUAGCAGAGGCUAGGGGUGUCGAGGUUAGGCAUAUACUCGACAUUACUGUCACAAAUGGUAUUAAAUUAUACCAAAAUGAGUAAACUGGUCAUUUACCAUCUUACCAAAUUAUAUAUAUACCAUCUUACCAAAUUACAAAGUACAGCUUUUUAUUUAGUUUUUUACAUUUGUAUAUAUGAAUAUAGAAUCAAAAAAAAAAA
This is a messenger RNA of Lingula anatina, 2970 nucleotides long. RefSeq lists its product as uncharacterized. Gene Ontology annotation, molecular function: hydrolase activity, acting on ester bonds. The record is from RefSeq and is a predicted model, not a curated record. Lineage: Eukaryota; Metazoa; Brachiopoda; Lingulata; Lingulida; Lingulidae.